Messenger RNA from Ceutorhynchus assimilis (cabbage seed weevil), 9700 nucleotides. NCBI's taxonomy places the organism in Eukaryota, Metazoa, Arthropoda, Insecta, Coleoptera, Curculionidae. The record is from the annotation of a GenBank genome assembly.
CUUUAAAAGUGUUUCUUCAACCAACCUAUUUCAAACUGGAAUAUGUACCCAUAUUAUGAAUCAGACUGGAGUGUUUUGCCACCUGAGGCUAACAGAAGAUUUAACCCAGCUUUUAACAUGGCCACAAUCCGGCAGGUUGUUAAUGAGGCUAUUGAACGAGUUCGCUUGCCUACCCCAAUGCGGCUCAGGGACUUGAUCAGACAAAUAAGGGCUGCUCGCACUGCUGCAGAAGAGCGAAGUGUAGUUAACAAGGAAUGUGCCUACAUUAGAAGCACUUUUCGGGAAGAAGACUCAGUAUGGAGAUGUCGAAAUAUAGCCAAACUUCUCUAUAUUCAUAUGUUGGGGUAUCCAGCACAUUUUGGCCAAUUGGAAUGCUUAAAACUCAUAGCCAGUCCACGAUUCACUGACAAAAGGUUUGGAUAUUUAGGAGCAAUGUUACUACUAGAUGAAAGACAGGAUGUACAUUUAUUGAUCACCAAUUGUCUUAAAAAUGAUCUAAAUUCUACUACACAAUUUGUGGUAGGGCUGGCAUUAUGUACAUUGGGAGCAAUCGCUUCUCCCGAAAUGGCUAGAGAUUUGGCAGGAGAAGUAGAAAGAUUAAUGAAGUCCCCAAAUGCUUACAUUAGAAAAAAAGCCGCUCUGUGCGCUUACAGAAUCAUUAAAAGAGUACCAGAGCUUAUGGAAAUAUUUCUGCCAGCGACUAGAAGUAUGUUGUCGGAGAAAAAUCAUGGCGUUCUUAUUACGGGAGUGGCAUUAAUCACAGAAAUGUGUGAAAAUAGUCCAGAUACUUUAAACCAUUUCAAAAAAAUUGUCCCAAACUUGGUGAGGAUAUUGAAAAAUUUAAUUCUAGCCGGAUAUUCUCCUGAACACGAUGUUUCUGGUGUUAGUGAUCCAUUUUUGCAGGUGAAAAUUUUAAAACUUCUUCGUAUUCUGGGAAUCAAUGAUGCUGAUACGUCAGAGGCCAUGAAUGAUAUUUUGGCUCAAGUUGCCACCAACACUGAAACCAGCAAAAAUGUUGGCAACACCAUAUUGUAUGAAACUGUCCUCUCAAUUAUGGAUAUCAAGUCUGAAGGUGGAUUAAGGGUUUUGGCUGUAAAUAUUCUAGGAAGAUUUCUGCUCAACAACGAUAAAAAUAUCCGUUAUGUGGCACUGAAUACGUUAUUAAGGACUGUACAUGUUGAUACUUCAGCUGUUCAGAGGCACAGGUCAACGAUAUUAGAAUGUUUAAAAGAUCCAGACGUCUCGAUUAGAAGAAGAGCAAUGGAGUUGUCGUUCGCUCUAGUCAAUUCCCAAAACAUUAGGACCAUGAUCAAGGAAUUAUUGUCAUUUUUGGAAAAGGCUGAUCCUGAAUUUAAGGCUCCAUGUUCCAGCAGCAUUGUUUUGGCCGCAGAACGCUAUGCGCCCAACAAACGCUGGCAUUUGGACACUUUGUUGAAAGUGCUUGUGGCGGCCGGCAACUCUGUGCGCGAUGACGUUAUAUCCUCGACUAUUCAGCUAAUAUCAGAGAGCACCAACCAUCAAUCUUAUGUGAGCUUGCAGCUUUGGAAAGCCCUAUCAGAAGAUUUGCAGAACAGACAGCCUCUGACGCAGGUGGCCGUUUGGGCGAUCGGAGAAUAUGGAGAUCAACUUUUAGAGGCUCAACCAGAUGAAGAGCACAACAUUCCACAUCCACCCACAGAGGAACAGGUUCUAGAGAUUUAUCAAAGGUUACUGUGGAGCCCGCAAAAUACGCACACAACCAAACAAUAUGCUUUGAUGUCGCUAACCAAAUUAAGUACCAGAUUCAAUCGUACAACAAAUCAAAUACACCAAAUGAUUAGUUCAUUCUGUUCGAGUUUGCACAUAGAACUACAGCAAAGAGGAGUUGAGUUUUCGCAAUUGUUUGGAAAAUAUGAACAUUUGCGACCAGCAUUGCUAGAGAGAAUGCCUCCAAUUGAAGUUAUAAGACAACCUGGAGAUUCGGAUUUCAGUAAUGGCGAUAUGGACGGCCUGGAUAUGCUGUCAGAAGAAAAUAGCCCUCAGCACGUGCCUAUGGAGUCGAACGUUUUAUUGGAUCUUCUUGGCGGCGACGUUCUCGACAUUAUUAAACCUUCGUCGUAUUCCUCCGUGGAGCCCUCGAAGCUGUCUUCUGUACCUCCAAAUAAUUCCAACAACCAGGACCUGCUGGAUCUUUUGGGAUUAGGACCAUUGAGCGACAACAGCGCUGUCAACGACACCACGAAUAAUAUGGCUGGCUUCAUCUCAGACAAUAAUAAUCUGGCAAACAAUAUGGCCCAGUCACCCUUAGCCGCUACAGUAAUCAAUAGCCCGAAUUCGAAUUUUCUCACUGAUGACCUUUUUACUAGUGCCCCAAUAGAGAGCACCGUGGUUCCAGCAAGCAAUAGUAUACCUCCUAUGACAGCAUUUGACAAAGACGGAUUGCAAAUUGUUUUUUCGUUUGAUGACGUGAGAGAACACAACGGUGCCACCGUUACAAUAAGUGUAACCUCCAGCAAUAACUCUGUGUCGCCGAUGACUGACUUCCUCUUUCAAGCAGCUGUUCCUAGGACAUUUCAAAUUCAAAUGCUUCCACCAUCUGGCACGACUUUAGACCCAAAUGGUGUGGUGACGCAGGUAUUAAAAGUGACCAAUCCGGGACAAACUGCAUUAAAAAUGAGGAUACGUAUAUCGUAUACAAUCGACGGAAACCCAGUGCAAGAACAAACAGAGGUGAACAAUUUCCCGAUCGCCCUCUGGGAAUGACUGACUCUUGUUAAGUGAUCGAAUAAUUAUUAUUCAUAUUAUUGCUUUAGAUUGUUGUUUGUGUAUAGCUGAAAUCUAUAUUUUUCUUUUGACUAUAUACCUCGAGUCAUUUCUAACCAAUUAUAGUGAAUAUUGUUCACCUAGCAAUUUUGCCGCGAAUAUAUCCCGCCCCACCUGCUGUUGUCAAGGAGUUUAAUUAAUCGAAAAUUUCAUAAGUUAUCAAGAAUUUCAAAUGGAAUCAAAACGGUUUGGGGAUAUUUCCUUACAUACAUAGACCACUCGAGGUAAAUAGGUAUUUUUAAAAAAAAUUGACAUUUUUCUGCAAAAUUUCUUUUAAAAUACACGCCGACGAAAAUUCUUUAAAAAAAAUAUUUUCAAAGAAUUUUUGACUCUGUGAAUUUUUACAAAGUUUUGCACUAGGAUGUUAAAAUGUAUGUGAUAUAACUUAUGACUAUUUGAAUUCCCAAUGCUCUAUUUUUUGCAUUGCUUGUCGUUUGUUUCAUCAGGUUAUAGGUUUUUUUAGUGAUGAAACGAUUACGAUUGCGAUAAAGAUUCAUCCUGCGAUUAUCAAGUUGUGACGAUUACCCAUAAUUGCUGAUUAUCUUAUACGAUUAUUUUUUUAAAACCUUCGUCUUACUAUGACAAAAAAAAUUACGUAGAUUCCCACGUGGGGUAUAUUUGUACCCCAUGAUAAAAAUGAUGCUUCUGAUAAUCAAACAUGUUUUUAUUUAUACCGAACAGUUAUAAUAGAUAAAAUCAAUCUAUAACAAGAGUACAGUUAGCGAAAAAAAAUAGUUAGGAAAUGGUAUUUUCGACCAUUGCGUGCCAUCUUUCGAUUCAUAAAUCAGAUUCUGCCUUCUACUUCCCGUAAACUUUCGUUCUCUUCCUGCUCAACAGAUAUUUCUUGACCAGUGAUUUCUAAAUUUUUCCAACCUGCAAAUUUCCUGCAAGGUGACUUCUUAAUACAGUAGCCACAGAUUUCCACUUGGGGUAUAUGCAGUGGCGGUUCCUCCAUAAGAGCACAUGUGCACGUGCACUCCCAAAUUAAUAUCAAACAACUUUAAAUUUAAUUUUAUCAUUCUUCAAAUUUUAACAUUCUACCUGUAAAGUAUUAAUUUAAAAAAUUAGUGGCCAAAUGCGCCAGCAAAACAAACGCAACCGGCAACGCUGGAAUCACAGCGUCCACCGCGUCGCCUGGAUCGGCCCGUUCACUGCACAUUUCAAUAUUAAAUCCAAUUGGUGGAACUAUGCCCCCCCGCACUCUUUGUUCCCCGCGAAGGUCCAGCGACGUUCGAUGUUUUAAGCUGGCUGGUGUGCACAUGUAGUCAGUGCACUUUGGGAUCGGAACCUGUUGUUUUAUAUUUAUUUCGAUUUCGAGCGCGAUUUAACUGAAAACUGUGUGUAGAAUGGCGGAUUUCUGAACCCCGAUAGCCUUAGCGUGCAAUAUUUAAAAACAAUUAAAUUUUCUUCGCUUUCUUUGGAGGAAAAAAUCCAAAUCAAAUGUGUCGGCCGUCCAAAGCCAAAUUUAAUAAUCACCAACAUAACAAAAUGCAAAAGUCGUGAUUAUAAACGAACUUUUAAAAUGGAAACUUACGAAAAAACUGACUGGUUGUGCGGUUGUGAUGUUAGUAAUAGUCUUUACUGUUUUCCCUGUUUGUUAUUUGGAAGCGAUGAAGCAUCAGAAUGGACAAAAUCCGGCGUUAAAGAUUUAGUACAUUUAUCCGAAAAAAUUAAAAAACAUCAAAACUCAAAAUCACAUCUUACUGCUAAGCUAGGAUUUAAUUUAUUGGGCAAACAAGAUAUUCGGCAGCAAUUAAAUAGUGCAUACCGAUUAAGCAUUGAGAAACAUAACGAGCAAGUAAAGAAUAAUCGGUAUGUCUUAUCUAAAAUUAUCAACUGCAUUAAAUUUUGUGGUGCUUUUGAACUUGCUCUCCGUGGACACGAUUAACAAAAAGAUUCAUUGCACCCAGGUAUAUUUAGAGGCCUCAUAAAUUUUUCUGCCGAAUUGGACUUAGCACUGAGGGAUCAUUUGCAGCAAGCCACCGUGUUUAAAGGCACGUCAAAAGACAUUCAAAAUGACUUACUGGAAUGUAUGCUUUCGGUCUGUCAAGCAAAUAUCAAAAAAGAAAUUGCUUCUUCAAAUUUUGUUUCCGUUAUGAGUGACGAAACAAGUGAUAUUUCAAAUAUUUUCCAAAUGGUUAUAGUUUACCGUUAUACUCUACCAAACGGCACACCUGUUGAACGAUUUUGGACUUUUAUAAAACCAAAUGAUCACGAUGCUGUUGCUUUAGCUGGCUGCAUAGAAGAAUCUUUAAAUUAUGUUUUAAAAAAUCCUGAUCAGUUAAUCUCCCAAAGCUAUGACGGAGCAAGUGUCAUGAGUGGCGCCCAUGGUGGUGUGCAGAAGCUUAUUAAAGAUAAAUUUAAAUAUGCCCAUUAUAUUCAUUGUUAUGCGCAUCAAUUGAAUUUAAUAAUGUCUCAGGCGACAAGCAUAAAUGCAAAUGUACGUAUAUUUUUUGCAGAUCUGAGUGACAUUACCAAUUUUUUUUCAAAUUCUCCACAAAGAGUGGCCAUAUUAGAUGAAGUGGUUGGAAAUAGGGUUCCUAGAGCAUCUACUACAAGGUGGAACUUCAAAAUCAGAACCGUUAACACUGUUUAUGAAAACAAAGAAUCACUUCUAGAGUGUAUGGAAAAAAUACAAUCUACAUCCAGACAAUCUGAUACCAUCAGAAAGGCAGGUGCACUUUUAAGGUUAUUACAUGACCGUAAAUUUGUUUUUUGGUUAACAGUGUUUCAUCGUGUAAUGCCCCACGUUGAUAUUUUAUAUUCACAGCUACAAAAAAGGGCAACUGAUUCCGUAACUGUGAAACGUAACAUUACUGAGUUUGAAAAAAAUAUCCAAAAAGAAAGAGAUAAUAUACAUACUAUUAGAGAAAUCGAGUUAGCAGAUAUUGAUGAGAGUCAAGCUAGGAAAAGAAGAAAGAUGGAUGAGAGAAAUUCCUAUGUUUCCACGACUGUACAAGCUAAAGAACUGUGUGACACCAUAAUUGCAGAAAUAAAAAAAAGGUUUUCAUUCACAGGCCAUUUGGAAAUAGCACACUUAUUUUCAGUGGAAAAUUUUGAAACGUAUUCAUCAAAUUUUCCUAUGCAACAUUUAGAUUCAGCAGUUCGAAACUUUCCAUUUUUGAAUAAAAACAAAUUAAAGACAGAAUUGGAAAUAAUAUACAGAAGAGGAGAUUUUGGAGAAGUUUCUGGAGCAGUCCACUUUCUUAAGUUUUUAAUUGAAAAUAAUUUGCAAGCAGAUUUCUCUGAAACAUUUUCAGUGCUUCAAGCGAUUAUAACAAUGCCUAUGACAACCGCAGAAGCGGAACGUUGCUUCUCCACAUUAAAACGGAUAAAAACUUUCCUUACAAGUACAAUGGCACAGGAGAGACUAACUGCCCUCGCAAUGUUAUCUAUUGAGAAACAAAUGAUUCAAGAAAUUCCAAAUUUUAACGAACUGGUAAUUGAAGAAUUUAUCUCAAAAAAGGACAGACGACUUCAUUUUCAAUACAAAACGUGUCUGUGAGAAUUGUGAGAUUGAAAACUAUAAUACAUUUAUGUAUAAAAACAAUUGUUAGACCAGGACGAUGUACUCAGCGAGGUAAGUUACUUUGUUACUUAAUUUCUAGUUUAUUGAUAUAAGAUCCUUCAAUUUCCACGAUUUGAUAGACCGAAAAAAGUAUUAAAUUGAGCUUAGUUGGUUGUUUGGUAGGGUAGAUAUGAAAUCCCUUAACAAUAUUUUUAAUUAUUGGUAGGUAAACACAUCACAUAACUCAUACGAUCACUUACAAUAAAUUAUUUUUUUAAAGGCCUAAAAUAAACACUUCUGGGCGUGGCACUCCGAAAAAUUUCGCGCCUCCGGCGGCGCCUGCGGCGGGCAUCCCCCUUUCGGCAUUUAUUAUGAAUUACAAAUUAUGUGCACCCCCAAUAUGUUAUACCACGAGCCGCCAUUGGGUAUAUGUACCCCACGCUAUGCAGAAAUUAUUGUUUCUAAAAACUAAAUAAAUGGAAAAUGUUUGAUGAUCACUGAUUAUGUUUAAAGCCCUUACUGACACAAAAUAUAAUUAGUUACAAAAAAUAUGCACUUUUCGGGAAAAUAUGCUAGAAAAAUUGUUUUCUGGGAUACAUUUGUACCCCACCCAGGAAGAUGAAGGUUAAAAUUCUUAGCUUCCAUAAAAAGAACUUGAACACUAUUAAAUUCAAGUAUUGAUGUUUAUACAUAAAUGCCAACUAAUAUUGUUUCUUUGUUUUAGUAAACAUUCAAAUUCUUAGAAGGAUUUCAACGGGCUCGGGCUGGUAAAACAUGUUUGUGGACUUUACAGUUGCUGGUACUUGUUACUCAUUUGGAGUGACUUGAGAUUUAUUGCCGCCAAUGUACCAGUCAUAUUUAUCAAAAAAUGCGUUUUAUUCUGGUCUGGAGGACGACAGCUGUUUGGACGCUUGUGCAUUGAGUGCAUUGACAUAAGAAUCAGUCUAAAGUUCACUAGUAUCGAUAACAAUCUGGCGGAAAAUCUAGUGACUUUAUUUUCGGCGUCAAUAAAUAGUUAUGGGUGGGCGUCAUACCAUACAAGUUUAGGCCACCAUAUACACAUACAUACACUGAUUAUUUCACUGUUUAUGCAAACUGCUUAGUUUUAAUAAGACGUAGUUUUUGAAAUUUGACUGAUGCAAUGACAAUGUCCGAAAUAAAAAAGAAUAUUGAGAAUCAUUGUAAUAAUCCAUGUCGUUAUAUUCACAUCUAUAUGUGCAACUGUAAAGUCCAUAAACAUGUUUUACCAGCCCGAGCCCGUUCACGCCGUUCAAAUCCUUCUACCCUUUUCAGUUCCAAGUUUGUAUCUUCCAAAUAUGCAUAGGGUAAAUGCGAAAGAUGUUCUACGAAAAUCAUCUCAAAUGCGAAACCUGUUAAUUUUUGAGAAAAAUGCAUUUCAAAUCCUUACCAAAAUUCUGCCUCUAAAUGAUUUUGCGCCUUGUAUUACUUCAUAGAACUGAAUGAUAAAGAGAAACAUGAGAAAGAAUCUAAAUUUUCAUCAUCUCGAAGUGUAUCAGAGAAACUGGAUAUAAAGAAAAUACAACAAAUGUAGAGUGAAAACUCUGGCAGUGUUAGUAGUUUUGUUUUACCCAAAAAGCCUUAAAUCGUCCACGACCUAACAGCAGAAGAAGUCAUUGGGUUCGAUGGAAUCUACCAUUGUCAUUAAUGUGUCUACACAGACCCCCAAUGAGCAACUUUUCAUGUUCACACACAGAACCAUUAAAACCUAUGACCAAUGCAUGAAAUGUGGUGAAUGUUUUAUUGUGAAACCAUCAUUGAUGAAGCAUUUACUGCACUACCAAAUUGUUACUACCAAAAAAUUAUUGCUUUGAUAAAGAGGCUGUAAAUGAGCUAGUGUUUACAGCUCCUUAUCUAGCUGAUAAUGUCUAGGUAAAUAAAUGUGGAGUAUGUUUCGAGCAAUUCAACAAUGUGGAAGAACGCAAUAAGCAUUUAUCGAUGAAAAUAUAGUUUUCGUUUCUACCUUUGUUCUUAUUUUAUUUCAACUUUUAUUCACUUGUUUAAAGGAAAUAAAGUUUUUUGGAAAUUUCGGUCAUUUAUAGUAAUCGUUCGAUAAUUUCACUGAAUAAUCGUCUGCGUAACGUAAUCGUAUAACGUUAAUCGUUUCAUCACUAGUUUUUUGUUUUUUUUUUCUAAAGUUUGAGGUACUUGGCGUGAUUGACGAUUUUAAGUUUAGGAUAGUUUUUAGUUAUACAUAUAUUAAGUUUUUUUUUAAAAUUAUGUAUAUUGCGACAUUUUUAGGGCUUUGUAUAUAUGUAAUUUUUCUCUCAAUAGCUUUGUCAAUGAAACAGCAGUUUUUAUUUGACAAUAAAGCCUAUUUUAAUUUGAUUUGAAACAGGUUAUAGGGUGCCUUCAGGUUAUGGGUUUAUUCCAUUUGUGUCUUUGGUUUUUAGUUAAUUGUUCCGUUUUUACUGAUUUUAAUUGAAAAAACGGUUAAGUACAUAGCGAGCGAUAUUGCUCCAAAUAGUGUAAAAAACCGACACUAUUGCAAUUCAGUCACUGUUUAACCCAAAGUACAAAUGCAAUCCACCUUAUAAUGAAAUACAAAGCAAUUUAGCUCCUUGGUUAUACUAGGAUGUUUGUUUUAGUUUUGUUUGCACUUUGCCAAAAACCUUUCAAGAGCAGUAAGAUUUUUGCACAGUACACUAAAUCUCGGUGACUUUAAAACGGUUUUUGUCAAGGUUGGAACAGGCCUUCAUAGGUCGUUUCUGUACUUAAUUAAUACAUUAAUGAUUAAAAUAUAUAUUUCUAUAAUAUGUAAUAAUUAACUAUUAAUAUACAUAUUUAUUCCUAACACCCUCCAACAAACCUCCCAAGACAUUUUCGUUUUUAGAACAAUAUCAGACAGAUACUGGACAUAAUCACUAAAAAUACGGAGAUAGCGAAAGAUGGUGUUUCUAUAAAAGCAAAUAAAUUUGCAAUAAAUGGAACCACAUACAAAGUUCAAUCUAAUCCACAAAUAUCAUUUUUAUGUUUGUCCACAAGAACCGCGUAUAAAACGAAAAUGUCUUGUUAAAAGUGUGUACAAUUAUAAUAGUUUGAAUAAGUUUUUACCCUGACUAAGUUUACUGGGUGAUUGUAGUUUGUAGUGAAAUUGCCUGGUAAAAUUAUCCAGCCUAAACGAUCCUUUAGAUCAGGGAAGGUACCAAUUAACAACAUCUCUAUACUAUUUUUUAUUUUUUGAUUGAAAAUAUCAAUAUUAUUACAUAUUAUUAAAUUUUAUAAUAAAAUGUGAUCCUUAAUAAUUAUUUUUAUCCUCACGCAUUGAUUAGGUAUUAUUAUUUGAUUUAAUUAAUGAUUAAUUUAUUAUAAAUUGUUAUUUGCGUCCAUAAUUGAUAAAUAAUAAAUAAUUAUUGUAAAUAUGUAGAUUAA